Molecule: messenger RNA, 861 nt
Organism: Ilex paraguariensis (yerba mate)
Lineage: Eukaryota; Viridiplantae; Streptophyta; Magnoliopsida; Aquifoliales; Aquifoliaceae
Source: the annotation of a GenBank genome assembly
CCCCACUUCCCCACUCCCCAUACGAGUAAACACCGAUUCUUCAAUCUCCUCAUCUAUCACCUAACUUUCCUCUUACUCCUCCAAACCCUACAAUGGCGCCCAAAUCGGACACCCAAAGCACCCAAUCAGAUCAAUUCAUGGACUACUCCAUAGACCCAAUUUUCCACAUUAUCAAACGCCUUCCCUUCUCCUUCCUCCGGCCUCCACGCCUCCGCCUCAGGUUACCAACCAUAACCCUCCCCUCGUCAAUGACCGUCUACGCCCUUCUCCUCCUCACCUACUUCAUGGUCGUCUCAGGCUUCGUCUACGACGUUAUUGUCGAGCCUCCCGGAAUCGGGUCCACACAGGACCGUGUCACCGGCGCCGUCAAACCCGUCGUUUUUCUACCGGGUCGGGUCAAUGGGCAAUACAUCAUUGAAGGGCUCUCUUCUGGGUUCAUGUUUGUUCUUGGUGGAAUUGGAAUUGUGCUUAUGGAUCUUGCACUUGAUAAGAACAGAGCCAAGAGUGUUAAGGUGUCCUUCGCUUCUGCUGGGGUGGCUUUUGUUGUGAUUUCUUAUGUGAUGAGUAUGCUCUUUAUUCGCAUUAAGAUCCCGGCUUAUAUGAGUUGAAUUCUGUCCAAACUAUGGCUUAACUGAAGCUUUGGAGUUUUUUUAUGGACUGGUUUUUUUGUAUGGAAUUGUGGAUCUUAUGAUAAAAUAGAACAUAGAUUAACGUUAUGAGUCUUUGCUUGAUGCUAUAAUUUCGUUGACAUGAGCUGUUUUUUUUUUUUUUUUAAUCUUUUGUGACGCGAAUGCUUUUAAUACUUAUCAAGAUCCUGGCAUAUUUUGAUCUAUUGCAAUGAAAUUGUGGUUUUAUUUGGUG